AUGGUGCUGGUGUUUAUGCUGCUGAUCCUCAGCAAAAGGUUGUCCGCCAUCGUCGCGCUUAUUGUGGUGCCUGUGGUGUUUAGUCUAGCCAUCGGUAGUGGCCCACAGACAGGCGAGAUGGUGAUGGGCGGUAUCCUCAAGGUGGCACCUACGGCAAUAAUGCUGAUGUUCGCCAUUCUGUUUUUUGCCGUGAUGUAUGACGCCGGCCUGUUUGAGCCGGCGAUUCGGCGGAUUAUGCGUUCGGUAGGAGAUGACCCGCUGCGCAUCACUAUUGGUACCGCUGCGCUGUCGACGAUCAUCUCCCUCGAUGGCGACGGCUCCACCACUGUGCUGGUGGUGAUCAGCGCAUUUCUGCCAGUCUACCUGCGCUUAGGUAUGAACCCCCUGAUUCUCGCAGUGAUGUUGCUGCUGACCAAUACCAUCCUCAACGUGGUGCCUUGGGGUGGGCCAACCGCACGUGCCGCCAGCGCCUUGCACCUGGACGCAAUGACGGUAUUCACCGGGUUGCUGCCAACUCUUGUGAUCGGGCUGGCUUAUGCCUUUGCGGCAGCUUGCCCUGACUCUCGGUUUGGUGAUGUCGAUGGGAUUGAGGCUUGCUCCCCUGCCGGUGCUAAUGAUGGGGGGUUGGCCGUGGCGCUGGUGAUCAACUACCCCCGUCUGGUCGACCAGAAAGAGCGCAUCGCCGCUCAUUCGGAAAGUGUGCUUACCGUGAUCGCGCUGAUUUUCGCCGGAGGCGCUUUUACCGGAGUUCUGAGCGGGACGGGAAUGGUGGCUGCCAUGUCUCAGGCAUUCCUUAAUAUAGUUCCUGAUUCGGCUGGCCCAUACAUGAGUGUGAUAGCUGCAGUGGCAGCCAUUCCCUUCACCUUCUUCAUGUCCAAUGACGCGUUCUUCUUCGGCAUCCUACCCAUUCUUAGUGGUGCGGGGGCGCAAUACGGGGUCGACCCAUUGCACAUUGCCCGCGCCUCGCUGCUUGGUCAGCCGGUACAUGGUCUGAGCCCGCUACUGGCUCCGGCGUACCUGUUGAGCGGUUUACUACAACGCGAUGUAGGUGACCUGCAGCGGUACUGCCUGAUUUGGGCGUUUGGCAGCUCUUUUGUGUUGAUUCUCGCCGCGUUAGCAACGGGCGCCAUUAUC
Mesorhabditis spiculigera is the source of this 1134-nucleotide messenger RNA. NCBI's taxonomy places the organism in Eukaryota, Metazoa, Nematoda, Chromadorea, Rhabditida, Rhabditidae. The record is from the annotation of a GenBank genome assembly.